AUAAAAGACGUCCAUAGAACUCCCUAGCCCUCUUCUUAUCUUUCAAAAUUUGUAACAUAAUAAAACAAAACAAUCAUGUCGGCCAAGGACUGCGGCCACCACGACGAGGAUCGGAAAAAGUUCUACCGCCGCCUCUUGGCCACUUUUCUCGUAUUCAUAAUCCUCAUCCUCUUUAUCAUCCUCCUCAUCUGGCUUAUCCUCCGACCCACAAAACCGCAUUUCAUCCUCCAAGACGCCACCAUCUAUGCCUUUAACAUCUCGACUCCAAGCUCCCUCACUUCCAACAUCCAAAUCACCAUUUCUUCGCGAAACCCUAAUGACAGAAUCGGCAUAUACUAUGAUAAAGUCGAUGUAUAUGCCUCGUACCAUGGCCAACAAAUAACCCUACCAACAUCGCUUCCUGCUACAUACCAAGGACACAAAGACAUCACAGUUUGGUCACCAUUUCUGUACGGAAAUGCAGUUCCCAUUGCACCAUUUCUGACCGUUGCUUUGAAUCAAGAUCAGCUUGCAGGGACGGUGUUAAUCAACAUUAGGGUUGAUGGACGUAUCAGAUGGAAAGUUGGGUCUUUCAUUUCUGGGAGAUACCGUUUGUAUGUAAAUUGUCCUGCUUAUAUAAAUUUUGGUAACAAAAAUAGCGGCAUUGCUGUUGGAUCAGCUAUUAAGUAUCAACUGGUGAUGGACUGCCAUGUUGAUGUUUGAUGAUAUUGGAGUGUCGCCCGGUGAAAUAGCCAUGUCUAUGAAGACACUUGCACGAGGAUAUAUAGAAGACCCUGUGAAACUUCACAGUUUGCUUCUCCUUUUUUUUUUUUUUUUUUUUGCUGUUUUUUUUGUAGUUUUCAAUGUUUUAUUAUGGUCUAUUACUUGAUUUUCUAGUUUAAGACACUAUGUAGUAAUGUAUUAUGGUGUUGAGAAAGGUGCAAGUUGCCAAGAAUAUACAUAACAUUAUAGUAUGAUAUAAGUCGAGCUUGAAUUA
Molecule: messenger RNA, 976 nt
Organism: Olea europaea var. sylvestris
Lineage: Eukaryota; Viridiplantae; Streptophyta; Magnoliopsida; Lamiales; Oleaceae
Product: NDR1/HIN1-like protein 1
Exons: 1
Coding region: 76-702 (208 amino acids)
Biological process (GO): defense response to other organism
Source: RefSeq, a predicted model, not a curated record